Messenger RNA from Entrophospora sp. SA101, 438 nucleotides. Lineage: Eukaryota; Fungi; Glomeromycota; Glomeromycetes; Entrophosporales; Entrophosporaceae. The record is from the annotation of a GenBank genome assembly.
AUGCCAUGUUUAAUCAACUUGAUUGUUUACGUUACAGAAACAAGAGAAAUUCCUACAAUUAACAAUUUUGUCAUGAAUGCUGCUGUUGGAAUCACCAAAUCUUUAACUGGAGAAGAAUUUGCUGUCCAUAUUGUUGCUUUCUAUCCAAGAGAUCCUGAUGUAAAGACAAAUCUACAAAGGAUAGAAGCAAACCAAUUCGCUCGGGUUGGAGGGAAAUUUAUGAUUGAUGACACAGAUGUGGACAAUUCAAAUAUGAAGUUCUUGAAGAAUGAAGAAUUAGAACCAUCAGACAUUGUUGUAACAAUGACUGCAACAGCAAUGAACCAACACGGAAGGGAUGAGUUCAACAUCAAAAUCAAAAUAAAAUUGGGCGACGAAGAACUAAAGGAAAUGUCACCCAAUUCAAAAUAUUUGGUGAUGUUAAAUUCGCCAUGUUAA